Molecule: messenger RNA, 2093 nt
Organism: Nannospalax galili (Upper Galilee mountains blind mole rat)
Lineage: Eukaryota; Metazoa; Chordata; Mammalia; Rodentia; Spalacidae
Gene: Npepl1
Product: aminopeptidase like 1
Exons: 12
Coding region: 76-1662 (528 amino acids)
Biological process (GO): proteolysis
Cellular component (GO): cytoplasm
Molecular function (GO): metalloaminopeptidase activity; manganese ion binding
Source: RefSeq, a predicted model, not a curated record
CCGGGCGGGCCGGGGCGGCGCCGAGCCGGGCCCGAGCGGGGUGCGGGUGUCCGGGCCAGGGGCCGCGGGGCGAAGAUGGCGAACGUGGGGCUGCAGUUCCAGGCAAGCGCCGGGGACGCGGACCCGCAGAGCCGGCCCCUGCUGCUGCUCGGGCAGCUGCACCACCUGCACCGCGUGCCCUGGAGCCACGUCCGCGGGAAGCUGCAGCCCCGGGUCACCGAGGAGCUGUGGCAGGCCGCCCUGGCCACACUCAACCCCAACCCCACGGACAGCUGUCCCCUCUACCUGAACUGCGCCACGGUGGCGGCCCUACCCUCCAGGGUGAGCCGGCACAACAGCCCCUCAGCCUCCCACUUCAUCAGCAGGCUUGUGCGAACCUGCCUGCCACCCGGAGCCCAUCGGUGCAUCCUGAUGGUCUGUGAGCAGCCAGAUGUCUUUGCCUCAGCCUGUGCCCUGGCCCGGGCCUUUCCCCUCUUCACCCACCGCUCAGGGGCAUCCCGCCGCACAGAGAAGAGGACUGUCACGGUGGAGUUCUUCCUGGUGGGACAGGACAACGGGCCAGUGGAAGUGUCCACCUUACAAGUGGGUGUCUGGAGGUGCUUGGUGAAUGCCAGCGAAGGUGUGCGGCUAGCCGCCCGAAUUGUGGACACACCUUGCAGUGAGAUGAACACAGACAUCUUUCUUGAGGAGAUUAGCAAAGUUGGAAAAGAACUGGGGAUCGCCCCCACCAUCAUCCGGGAUGAGGAGCUAAAGACCAGAGGAUUUGGAGGGAUCUAUGGGGUCGGCAAAGCCGCCCUCCACCCACCUGCCCUGGCAGUCCUCAGCCACACUCCUGAUGGGGCCACACAGACCAUCGCCUGGGUGGGCAAGGGUAUCGUCUACGACACCGGGGGUCUCAGCAUCAAAGGGAAGACCACUAUGCCAGGGAUGAAGCGAGACUGUGGGGGUGCUGCAGCCAUCCUGGGGGCCUUCAGAGCGGCCAUCAAGCAGGGUUUCAAAGACAACCUUCAUGCUGUGUUCUGCUUGGCUGAGAAUGCUGUAGGGCCCAACGCCACACGGCCUGAUGACAUUCAUCUGCUGUAUUCAGGAAAGACCGUGGAAAUCAACAACACAGAUGCCGAGGGCAGGCUAGUGCUGGCAGACGGUGUGUCCUAUGCCUGCAAAGACCUGGGGGCUGACAUCAUUGUGGACAUGGCCACGCUGACUGGCGCACAGGGAAUUGCCACGGGGAAGUACCAUGCUGCCGUGCUCACCAACAGCGCCGAGUGGGAGGUAGCCUGUGUGAAGGCUGGCCGGAAGUGUGGCGACCUGGUGCACCCUCUGGUCUACUGCCCUGAGCUGCACUUCAGUGAGUUCAUUUCGGCCGUGGCUGACAUGAAGAACUCCGUGGCGGACCGAGACAAUAGCCCCAGCUCCUGCGCCGGCCUCUUCAUUGCCUCGCACAUCGGAUUCGACUGGCCUGGGGUCUGGGUCCACCUGGACAUUGCAGCUCCAGUGCACGCUGGCGAGCGGGCCACAGGCUUUGGCGUGGCGCUCCUGUUGGCACUUUUCGGCCGUGCCUCUGAGGACCCGCUGCUGAACCUAGUGUCCCCACUCGACCGGGAGGUGGAUGCCGAGGAAGGUGACGUGGGCCGGGACUCCAAGAGACGCAGGCUCGUUUGAGAGCCACUGCUCAUCUCUGCCUGGUGAUGUGGGGCGGCUCUCUACCUCACUCUGCGCUGAGUUAAGAUGCGUUUAGCUUGUGUUUUGUUUGUAACUAGUGGCGAUGGAAGUGAGCCUUUCUUCUGUCUUAGAAGAUAGCCUAAGGGCUAGGUGGGGCCUGGGGAAGAUUGUCACAGGUGGGUCUGCUUCUGCCAACUUGGCUGUCCCUGAUGCCCCACCCUGGGGCCCUAGGGCUACCCACCUCAGCCCUCCGGUUACCCUCUGAACUGUGUGUACCUCCCUGCCCAGGCCCUUGCUUGCUCCAACAGGGGACUCCUGGGGUGUCCAGCCAGCCCACGCCUGGACAGAUGUGACUGCCAGUAGAGCCCCAACUCUGGAGCAGGAAGAGCCUCACCUGAAAUUGAAUUAAAUAUGGCCACACCAUAGCCUUA